AAGUUAUCAUUAUCGAUGAUAAAAUUAUCGCCGCGAACAGAAAGUGGUGAGACGCGCGGCCGCCAUGCGUCUCCUGUACCUCGUUAUCACAAUAGGCUUGGCCACAAGCGAGGAGUUCCGUAUAAAGACAGCGGAACUGAGCGCCAGUCCACCAGGCACACGGAUCAUUGGUGGCAACCCUACUGUCAUAGAGAGGCAUCCCUACACUGUACAGAUCCUGGUCGGCAGCCAGCUGACAUGCGGCGGGUCUCUGAUCACGCGGCGACACGUGCUGUCCGCCGCGCACUGUUUCGUCCGCGAGGACGGUACUGUCGCCAGUCCUAGAAACUUCAGAGUGCGAGCCGGCGCCACUUACUUGAGUACAGGCGAAGGCACAACAAUUGCGAUGUCGACCAUCAUAGUGCACGAGCGCUACAACAUAGUGCCGCGCGACGCGGACGUGGCGGUGGCGCUGCUGGCGGGGGCGGUGCCGCAGUCAGCGCGCGCUGGCCCCGCCCCCAUCGCCCCUCCCGGCGUCGCACUGCCGCAGAACGCUAGCGUCGUGCACGUCGGCUGGGGACGCACUAAUGCAAACAUCCCGGAGUCGUCAGAUGUACUGCGCGAGGUGACUAUCUUCAAGGUAGAGCGCAGCGUGUGCGCGGCCCGAUACCGUCAGCUGGAGGUGCUCACCGGGGAGCCCUUCCCAGUCACCACCAACAUGAUCUGCGCAGGUGUCUUGGAUGUUGGAGGCAAGGACGCGUGUCAAGGCGACAGUGGAGGCCCGUUAAUGUUCAACGGGGUGCUGGUGGGCAUCACUUCGUGGGGCUACGGCUGCGCGCAGCCAUACUUCCCUGGCGUCAGUGCCAGGGUCUCUGCCUACACAGAGUGGAUAAAUAGGACUGUGGUGAGAUAUAACGACGGCUACAGGCUAAGUGUGAGCCAGUUACCACUUAUGUUAUCUGCCGUUUUGAUGAUGUGCACCAACCUCUAUCUGUGAGCACGUCGUCCACGAGCACGUCGGCGAGCAGCGUGCCGGCCUGUGCGCGCGCAGCUUGCGGC
This is a messenger RNA of Papilio xuthus (Asian swallowtail), 1038 nucleotides long. Its product is annotated as trypsin CFT-1. Lineage: Eukaryota; Metazoa; Arthropoda; Insecta; Lepidoptera; Papilionidae. Gene Ontology annotation, molecular function: serine-type endopeptidase activity. The transcript is spliced from 9 exons. Bases 65 to 976 code for a protein of 303 amino acids. The record is from RefSeq and is a predicted model, not a curated record. Gene Ontology annotation, biological process: proteolysis.